GGGCUGCAACAGCGAUGCUUUCCAUCGUCACCACUAAACAACCAGCUCCCACCACAUCUUACUAACAAAGUACCCCGGACUUUGCUCGAACAGUCCACUCAGCCGAAACAGUCGGAGUUUGGUAAAACGACAGCGAGAGGCGACCGUCCUUUUUCGAUACUCGCACCACUAAAACCACACAUCCUCAGUCGACCAUGAAUGUCGACACCAUCUCCGACUUCCUCGCCGAGCAGCGGGACAUCGCUCCAGAAGAGCUGCAGCCGCUCGUGCUCGAGUUCGAGACGUUAUGGGAGCGCAAGCUGUGGCAUCAACUUACUAAUCAACUAAUCGAAUUCUUCAACCAUCCCGGCAGCGCACCGCAGCGCUUGCAGUUCUACAAGGUGUUCGUCCUCAAGUUUGCCGACAAGAUCAACCAGCUCAAGCUCGUGGACCUCGCCCUGAAGGCGGCAACACAAUGUAGAGACAACCAGGAGCGCCUCUCCUUCAUGGAGGGGGUGGUCAAGAAGGUGGAUAAUGAGGACUCGCAAGACGCCUUGGUAUUCGCCACCAUCGCGAUGGCCCGCGUGAAACUCGACCUCAACGAUCUGGAGGGCGCAAGGAAAGACCUGGACAAGGCAGAGCGGAUCCUGGAGAGCUUCGACUCGGUCGAGACCAUCGUGCACGCAGCGUUCUACGGCGCCAACGCCGACUACUACCAGGCCAAGGCCGACUUUGGCUCCUACUACCGCAACGCGCUCCUCUACCUCGCCUGCAUCGAUAUCAAAUCUCUCUCCCCGGUCGAGCGGCGCAAUCGCGCAUAUGACCUGGCGAUCGCCGCGCUGGUGAGCACGAGCAUCCACAACUUCGGCGAGCUCCUGCUUCACCCGAUCCUCGACGCUCUCUCGGAGCGCGAGGAGGACAAGUGGCUGCGCGACCUCCUCUUCGCCUUUAACCGCGGCGACCUAACCGCCUACGAUAUGUUGGCGAACCACAUCAAGUCGAACCCCCUGCUGGCCCAGCACAGCCGGCAGCUGCGUGAAAAGAUCUACCUGGCGGCGCUGACCGAGGCCGUGUUCCGGCGCCCGCCCCACGACCGCGCCAUGACGUUCGCGACAAUUGCGGCCGAGACCAAGGUGCGACCGGGAGAGAUCGAGCACCUAAUCAUGAAAGCGCUCAGCCUGGGCCUUUUGCGCGGCACCAUUGACCAGGUGGACGAGGUGGCGCACAUCAACUGGGUGCAGCCCAAGGUACUAGACAUGAAGCAAAUUGAGAACAUGCGCGCACGGCUGAAGGAGUGGGAUUCGAGCGUCAAUCAACUGGGCAACUGGAUCGAGAAGGUCGGGCAGGACUUGUGGGCAGCAUAGACGGAGAAGUGAGUGCAAACAGAAAGCAAACGCCAUCCUGGCAUGUGUACGUGAUGAUGCCUUGCAUGAGAAUUAGACUUGGGAAAGUCUACGAAUGAAUAAGGGAGGGGUCGAGAAAUUCUUGAUGCUCUCAGCCAGGCAAAAACCGCGGAAACCGUAUCGAUUAUUCUGUGCCUAA
This is a messenger RNA of Thermothelomyces thermophilus ATCC 42464, 1521 nucleotides long. RefSeq lists its product as uncharacterized. Bases 195 to 1343 code for a protein of 382 amino acids. The transcript is spliced from 2 exons. Gene Ontology annotation, cellular component: proteasome regulatory particle, lid subcomplex; cytosol; nucleus. The record is from RefSeq and is a predicted model, not a curated record. Gene Ontology annotation, molecular function: structural molecule activity. Lineage: Eukaryota; Fungi; Ascomycota; Sordariomycetes; Sordariales; Chaetomiaceae. Gene Ontology annotation, biological process: ubiquitin-dependent protein catabolic process.